AUGUAUGGCUUCCCGCAGAGACAGCUCAACGAAUCAGCCACAUCAGCUGCCAAAUCUGUCAACAUCCAUAGCAGAGUGAUGGUGGAUUAUGACGCGUUCUCUCAGUAUGGAGGGGCGGAUGGAAGGAACGGCGGGCUCAAACCAAGCCUGGGAGGCACCGGAUGCGGUUGUUCAGACUGCCAGGAGAAUGACGGGCUGUUGAAGCGGUAUCGCACAUGGUUUGAUGACCGCAAAUUUGUGAAACCCACGUCAACUUGGGACGAUGAACAGUAUCUCAUAUGCCCACCUCGUGUGCUGGGCUAUAUUCUCCAGCAAAAGCAGUGGGUCCAACUUCAAGUAACACAACUUGAAACUCUGGAGGCAGAGAACCAAGGGACCGCCUGGGAGUCCCGGCUUAAGUUGGCCGACGACAUGGACAACAUGAAGAUCAAGAGGGGCAAGAAAGUCAAAGAAGAAAACACUACGAAGGACCUUCUUUUAGAUCUGGUUCGGUCUCAUGCGUCUACAAAAGCGCGUAAAACUCAUGUGGAGGAAGAAGACGACAAACUUGAGGUCAACGACAUCAUCUCAGGCAAGGGCAAGGGUCUCGUCAUCCUACUGUAUGGCCCCCCUGGUGUCGGUAAAACGUCAACAGCCGAGACAAUCGCCAUCGCCACCCGAAAACCGUUGUUCUCUAUCAGCGUCGCUGAUGUAGGAACAAAGGCCAAGCACGUCGAAGCUAAUCUCCAAAGAGUCUUCGAUCUGGCAACGAAGUGGCAAGCGAUUUUGCUCAUGUUAGUGUUCCUGGUUUGGCUGGCUUGCAAACUUGGCUCAUCAUUUCGUAGUGACGAAGCUGAUGUCUUCCUCGAGAGCCGCGGUCGAGGCAAUGCUAUCCGGUCGACAGACAAGAACGCUUUGGUUUCGGGUGAGUACAAUGCAUCAAAAGAAAUUCAGCAACAGCAAGAUGACUCCGGCCUUAUCGCCGACUUCGAUGUUGCUAUUCCGUCUCGAAUUCAUAUAGCAAUUCGCUAUGAGACCCUUAAGGAGAAGCAGAUGGAGGCUAUCUUCACUGGCUUCCUGGAUGAGCUGGACGACAAGGGUCUGGUGGAUCAAUACGAUGAUAUCAAGGACUGGCUCGAAGAGGUUGUUUACAACGAGGGCUUCGACGGAAGGCAGAUUCGCAACAUUGUGACCACCGCUCUCGGUCUGGCGCGGGCUGAGAGUGGCCGUGGACGGAGCAACAAGCUGAACAAGACACACCUCAAGAGGGCCUUUUCCAAUGUCAGCGCCUUCAAGCGAGACUUUGACACUCAGAUGCAGCGGUACAAGGACAGUCAAGAGAAGAUGAUCAAGUAA
Messenger RNA from Colletotrichum gloeosporioides, 1335 nucleotides. RefSeq lists its product as uncharacterized. The transcript is spliced from 5 exons. NCBI's taxonomy places the organism in Eukaryota, Fungi, Ascomycota, Sordariomycetes, Glomerellales, Glomerellaceae. The record is from RefSeq and is a predicted model, not a curated record. Gene Ontology annotation, molecular function: ATP binding; ATP hydrolysis activity. The coding region runs from base 1 to 1335 and encodes 444 amino acids.